AUGUCUGAGAUUGAUACCAUUGCCAAGCAGUUCCUUGACUUUUACUAUACCACCUUUGAUUCUAAUCGCCAGCUUCUUGCUCCCAUCUAUCGUGACCAUUCCAUGCUCACGUUUGAGGGCAAUCAAGUGGCUGGUACAGCUGCAAUCAUCAACAAACUUGCCAAUCUACCAUUCCAACGAGUUCAUCACAAAAUCAGCACCGUCGAUGCCCAACCAGGAAGCCCCAUGCGUCCUACUAUCAUUGUCACUGUUACCGGUCUUCUCUAUUUUGACAAUGAGAGCAAUCCCCAACUAUUUACCCAGACUUUCCAACUGGUCCCUGAGAAUGGGUCUUACUAUGUGAUCAAUGAUAUCUUCCGUAUUAACCUUGCCUAGGGUUGAUAACUAUUGUCUCUAUGAUGAUAAUAAAACAAAUAAGUAAAAAAAAAAAGAGAUUUGGCUAUGGUUUUUCCUUUUUUUUAUAUAAAUAGUUUCAUUACCUUUUUUUAAAAAUAAUAAUAAUCUUUACUUGCUUUUGUUCUCG
Phycomyces blakesleeanus NRRL 1555(-) is the source of this 523-nucleotide messenger RNA. RefSeq lists its product as hypothetical. The transcript is spliced from 4 exons. Gene Ontology annotation, biological process: protein import into nucleus. Gene Ontology annotation, cellular component: nuclear pore central transport channel. NCBI's taxonomy places the organism in Eukaryota, Fungi, Mucoromycota, Mucoromycetes, Mucorales, Phycomycetaceae. Bases 1 to 375 code for a protein of 124 amino acids. The record is from RefSeq and is a predicted model, not a curated record.